This is a messenger RNA of Didymodactylos carnosus, 2728 nucleotides long. Lineage: Eukaryota; Metazoa; Rotifera; Eurotatoria; Philodinida; Philodinidae. The record is from the annotation of a GenBank genome assembly.
ACCAGAUAAGUUUAGAAAAUUGCAAAAAACCUUGCUUUAAUUUUGUGUUGUGCGCACGAUUAUUGCUUCUGAUCAUUUUUCGAUUGGAUGGCCAAUUCUUUCUCGCAGACAAUGCAUGAUAUUGAACAGUGGAUAUUACUCUUCAGAUAAGAUUUUAAUAAACCAGAGCGACUUCAUAGUUACAGAGAACAUUUUAAAAUACUGAAAUGAGGGGAAAAUGACCUCUUUUCGAGAGGUGGAAGAUGCAUGAUGAUUACUGUUUGAUCGAGACCAUUGUUUGUUGUUAUUGAAUACCGCCAAUAAUCAGACAUAGCGCCUGUUACAUCGUAUGUAGUUAAUUUANAAAAGAGUAUGGUCAAUAUUCCAUCUGUAUAUUUCAUGAUUAUUGUCUCUUUCAUUCUAAUAGAAUGAAGAAAAAAAAGAUAGACUAAAAGACAAAUAUGAUUGAUGACUUCAGAAAUGAAGUUGACUUUAUGUGACCUUGUCUUUCAGUUUCAAAAUCACUUAUUCACCCAGUGCACAUAACCAGAAGCAAUGUAUUUUUGUAUGUUCGAUGAAUAAAGAAAAAAACAUUUUUCUUUUAAAGUCAAAGAGAGAAAAAAUUAGACUGUUGUUGUAUCGAUAAAAAUUUAGCAUUUUAAAUAAUAUGGGUCAGCUUCUAUCUACUGAUAUUAAAGAUACUUGUUUUGUAUGUUCACUCACGCUGAUCCGACGCUUCCAAAUUACCAAGAUAUAUCGGAAAAGGAAAAUGAAUUAAAACUUUCAUAGUAUCAUUCCUGGACAUAGUGGCUAUUACAUCGGUUGUAGUUAAUAAAAGUAUCAUACUAGGAGGUUCCAAAACCGAGUGGAAUGGCAUCUGGUUUUUGUUUAGUUUUCUUUUUGUUGCUUUUUUAGUUUUUGGCAAAAAUCCAAGUAAUUUUUCAGCGGGAAAAAAACAAGUGGUCGGAUAGGAUAAAUAGAUAUAGCAUUGGGCUCGGUUUUGAGAGCUGACUCCGAAUGUGAUAUUUUUAUUGUAUAGAAGUUGAGUUCGGGUGGAGAAGAUUGAGAAUUACUGGUAUAAUUUCGAUUUUGUCGCUGGUUUAGAAAAAGUGUAAUUUCGCUACAGGAAAGGCAAAAGUUAAAACUCGGGAGCUGUAAUUUUGUUCUCCGCUUCACUGCGGUUCGAAUGGCAUAAAAUUUAUGGGUUUAUCUCUUAAGGAAAAAUACUUGAUGCUUUUCUGAGUGAAGGGACUCGUUUUUGGAUCCUACCAGGAGAUGUGCUGAACUUCAAAGGUUUGAAGGGUUCAAAAUAAGACGGAGGAAAGCUGGAAGCUUUUUUCUGAGAGGAUGAGUUUUUUCCGUUUAGAGCACCCUUUUCGUAUUUCGCGAUUUUCAUCGAGAAUGAAAGGUCAUAAAGCAAAUAAAAUGUGAUAUUCGGAUUUUGGUCUUAUUCCUCUAUCAUAAUAUGUGUUAAAUUCAAAAAUAAAACUUCGAAUUAUGCGCGCCUUAACUAAACUAUAGGUUAUUGGUCAGUGAGCAUGUGUAGGAACAUGUGCUUGGAUAUGCCGUCGUUUUUUAUGCUUUUCAAUGCGGUUUUGGCGUUACUAAACACUCUUAGGUUUUUUUAAUAAGAUAAACAGUUCUGACAAGAAAAAAAUUGUUCUUUAUAUAUCGGCAAGAAAUGCAAAAUUCUGAGAAUUAUCCAUCGAUUUUCUAGAUUUUGAAACCGAAUACGCAAGCACAUCUUUCUACAGAUACGCACUCUUCGACGACCUAUAGUUUAUUUACUUUUACGUAAAUAAAUCAGGAGAAAAGAUAUUUCUACCUUCUUUCUGUUUUAGACCAACUGUUUUUUUUAAAAGCAUUUGGUCUAAAACACACUGAAGACUGUAAGAGUGCUGCCCUGGCCCCAAUCUCAUGUUCAAGUAAGAUAAAACGGCUGAAUUGUUUCGUUUACUAAUAAGUCGUAAGAAACACACAAGAGUCUUUUCCAAUUGGAUUUGAUUAAUUUUUUUCGAUAUGAAUACCGAUUCCGGUGCAUGCCUGGUGUACCUUGCAAUACAUACAUCGAAGCAAUCGUGGAGGAAACAUCGAAAGAUAGUUUUACAUGACUUUUAUUAAACUGUGGCCAAUUGUGAACAUGCAUCUGACACAUAUCUGAGACUUCAUAUUUGUAUAAAAAAUGUCUUUGAAAACAUGCACACAUAAUCUAGCUGAAAUUUAUUUUUUCUUAUUUAAUUUAUUAAUGAAACUUAGAUAAAAAUUUGAAAACCUACUACGAUUUACUGUGUGUAAAUGAAGUUAUCUGAAAUCGACUGACGACAUUUAAAAAAAAUGUAUUGGGGAAACUCAUUUGUUUUCCACAACGAAAAAUAGAAUGGCUUUGGCUUGAACAACUACGCAACCUUGUUAUUUUUUUUUACAAAACUCUUGUUUCUUAAAAUUUAAACGAAUUUGUCGUCAUUUUUAGUUGACGAGCUCGUCGAAUCCAGAACUGAAACAAUUACUUGAUAUAUUGGGAUGUAAAGGUGAGACGUCGUCGGGCAAUGAUCAGGAGAAAAAAAGUAAAUUUCAGUCAAUUAUGGCUAAGGUUACAGGUGAUCAUGGGACAGGAGGAUUUUGGAAAAAGAUUUUUGGUGGUUCCGAUAAUAGUAAAGAUUUUAAUGCUGGCACAAAAUUACCUGACAGUAAUUAUGAACUGGAUGAAUCUGAUGCUAAAACAUUGAAUCAUUUUCAAAAACAUCAUUGA